Molecule: messenger RNA, 216 nt
Organism: Strongylus vulgaris
Lineage: Eukaryota; Metazoa; Nematoda; Chromadorea; Rhabditida; Strongylidae
Source: the annotation of a GenBank genome assembly
AUGAGAAGGACAGCCGACAGAUGGACACUAAGGACUUUGGAAUCUCGCGAAGCAAAAUGUCCUCGAGGGAAGGCCACCAGAUGGGCUGACCUGUUCGUUGCUUCGUAUCAGCUGAAUUCUCAGUUGAUGACGAGUAACGGAUCUGGACCUCUCACGUCGCCGCCGCAGUUUAAUACCAAUAUGACGUUAGCGAGGGACGAAAACGGAUGGAAAUAA